AUGCCAUCUCAUGUCACCUCGUCAAAACUAAACGCUAAUGAAAUUGCAUUAUGUGGAGGCAUUGCAGGUGUUGCUACGAGAUUUGCCAUUUCACCUUUAGACGUUAUCAAAAUCAGACUGCAAAUUCAGUCUUCACCUGCAAGAUCACUAAUGAUACAACAUAGUGCCAAAUAUUCCGGGAUACUUCCAACUUUUAAAACUAUUAUCAAGGAGGAAGGAAUACGAGGAUUGUUCAAAGGAAAUGUAGCCGCUGAAUAUCUAUAUUUGGCCUAUGGUAUAUCUCAAUUCUACGCAUACUCUCAUAUGGACGCCUUUAUGGAAAAAAAAACACAGUUGACACCUUCAUUAAAACCAUUUGUCUCUGGUAUGGUUGCUGGUAGUUUUGCUACAGCCACCACGUACCCAUUUGACCUUUUACGAACUCGAUUUGCAGUACAAGGCACAAACAAGGUGUACAACAGUAUCUUACAUGCCAUUUCGGACAUAUAUGGAAAAGAGGGUAUCAAAGGAUUUUAUCGUGGCCUUGGUUCUUCUAUCACACAGAUCAUGCCAUAUAUGGGGCUGAUGUUUUUCAGCUAUGAAGGCUUAUGCUCGCUUACACAAACAUUAAAGGAAAAAGGCAUUAUUUCUGAUAAACACAACAAAACAAACGACAUGAUCUGUGGAUCGCUUGCCGGUAUCAUCAGUAAAACUGGUGUAUUUCCCCUUGACGUCGUCAGAAAACGACUGCAGGUGCAAGGGCCACAUAUAUCAAAAUAUGUGAUAGCAUCUAUACCCAUUUACUCACAGCAAAACUCAGCAUUUUCGUGUAUGAGAACGAUCAUACAAACAGAAGGAUACAGGGCACUUUAUAAAGGGCUUGCACCAGGACUAUUAAAAGCUGGGCCAUCGGGUGCAGUCUAUUUCCUAGUCUUUGAGCUUUCAAAAGACUUUGUCAUAAAAAUGAAAGAGAAUGGAUAUCAAAUACUUCCUGAAACAACCUUUCCGUAUCAAGUUGUGUAG
Molecule: messenger RNA, 1002 nt
Organism: Rhizopus microsporus ATCC 52813
Lineage: Eukaryota; Fungi; Mucoromycota; Mucoromycetes; Mucorales; Rhizopodaceae
Product: mitochondrial substrate carrier
Exons: 6
Coding region: 1-1002 (333 amino acids)
Biological process (GO): thiamine pyrophosphate transmembrane transport
Cellular component (GO): mitochondrial inner membrane
Molecular function (GO): thiamine transmembrane transporter activity
Source: RefSeq, a predicted model, not a curated record